AUGUUUCCUUUAGAGAGUCGACUGAGUAGUCUUAUUUGGUUCUCUCUGAGCGCCUUUCUCCUCUCCUUACUACUCAUAAACUCACCGGAAGGUCGACUUCCCUUGAUUUUAGUUGACCAUCCAGACAACAUCACAGAUGUGUUGAUAUUAGGCGGGAGCCAUGCAGGCCUAUCCGGAGCUCUUACCCUCGCACGGCACCAACAUGAUAUCAUUGUGUUUGAUGAUUCGAAGCCACGGAAUUGGUGGAACACGCCAAUGCAUGUGUUGCCAACAUGGGAACACCGAUCGCCAAGCGACUUACGAAGAACAAGUCGAAGAGAACUGCAGUCUACCGGGCUGGUAACAUUCGUAGAGGAAAAGAUAGUUAAGGUAGAGAAGGAACACGAUUCUUUGUUCCAUGCGACAGGCUCAAGCGGCAAGAAGUGGUCUGGAAAGAAGUUACUCGUGGCUAUUGGAAACGAAUUCGACUAUCCUGAUAUCCCUGGGUACAAAGACAAUUUUCCUGACAAAAUACUUCAUUGUUUAUUUACGAGAGGCUUUGAAUUUCGAGGUAGCGCUUCUGCUGGAGUCAUCGCGGCAGACCUUGCAAGCUCACCGCCGCAUGCCGCCAUCCUUGUUGAAGAUGCUAGCAAGUUCGCCGAGAACGUGACUCUCUACACAAAUGGAGAUCAUGAACUUGCAAAGGCUAUAUCGACUAUUUUGGUACAGAAAGGCGAGUCUCAUAUUUCCAUCGAUCCGCGAAAGAUUAUCAGGCUCGCAAAAAACACAACAAGCAAUGGUAUUACGCUGUCAUUCAGCGAUGGCAAUGACCGUACCGAGAGUUUUCUUGUCCAUCAGCCAGCUACUAAGAUGGCCGAAGGCAUUGUGGGUGAGCUAGGUCUAGAGACGAACGCUCGAGGGGAUAUUGUUACGAAGAUGCCGUUCUACCAGACCAAUGUCCCCGGGGUUUUCGCAGCAGGAGAUUCAGCCAAUCCUUUUAAGAACAUACCAAGUGCAAUUUUUCAAGGAGCAAACGCAGGCGCUGGAAUUGCAAGAGAACUUCCCAGGCGAUUUACAAGACAUUCAACAAAUAGACUCCAAAGUGGUGGCUUAACUACCUGGUUCACCAAUUGGAUUCGUGCUUAG
Molecule: messenger RNA, 1125 nt
Organism: Aaosphaeria arxii CBS 175.79
Lineage: Eukaryota; Fungi; Ascomycota; Dothideomycetes; Pleosporales
Product: FAD/NAD(P)-binding domain-containing protein
Exons: 2
Coding region: 1-1125 (374 amino acids)
Molecular function (GO): oxidoreductase activity
Source: RefSeq, a predicted model, not a curated record